Messenger RNA from Olea europaea var. sylvestris, 719 nucleotides. Its product is annotated as zinc finger A20 and AN1 domain-containing stress-associated protein 1-like. The record is from RefSeq and is a predicted model, not a curated record. NCBI's taxonomy places the organism in Eukaryota, Viridiplantae, Streptophyta, Magnoliopsida, Lamiales, Oleaceae. Gene Ontology annotation, biological process: proteasome-mediated ubiquitin-dependent protein catabolic process. Gene Ontology annotation, molecular function: DNA binding; zinc ion binding. The coding region runs from base 146 to 616 and encodes 156 amino acids. The transcript has a single exon.
UUUAUUUAUUGAUGAUGCAAUAGAUACCAAUUUGGCAAUUUCUGUCUUCAAAGAUCUUCCACUUGAAGAAUUCGUUAAUCGAUUCACAGAUUUUUUGUAAAAAAGAUACAUUCUGUACUCAAUAUUCGAUUCAACAAAAAAGAGUAUGGCUUCUUCUGAAGGAAACAAGAUCAACGACGGAACCAGUUUUCAGCACUCGGAGCCGGUUCUCUGCGCCAGCGGCUGCGGCUUCUAUGGUACAGCAGCGACGAUGGGUCUUUGCUCAAAGUGUUACUCAUAUUUACAGAUCGAGAAGGAACAAGCCUCCUCAGCCAAGAUUGCCAUGGAAAAGAAUGUCGGUACUGUGGGCCCAUCAUCUUCUGUGGUGGAAGAGAAGAUUGUAAGGGAGGAGGUGACGGCGGCAGUGGUGGAGAAGAAGGUGGUUAGUAAUAGGUGUUUGAGUUGUAACAAAAAGUUGGGUUUGACGGGAUUCAAGUGUAAGUGUGAUAGUUUCUUCUGUGGCACGCACAGAUACCCGGAAAAGCAUGAUUGUACCUUUGAGUUCAAGGUACCAGGAAGGGAAAAGAUUGCCAAGGCUAAUCCUGUAAUCAAAGCUGAUAAAAUUCAUAGGUUUUGAUGAAACAAGAAUUCAAUCAAGUCAUAUUUCAUAUUAUUUUAGAAUUUAUUUUUUAAGUUUAGUGAAUACAUAAUGAUAUUAUAAAGGGUUAUCAUCGCAAAAA